Molecule: messenger RNA, 2904 nt
Organism: Naumovozyma dairenensis CBS 421
Lineage: Eukaryota; Fungi; Ascomycota; Saccharomycetes; Saccharomycetales; Saccharomycetaceae
Gene: LHS1
Product: Hsp70 family chaperone LHS1
Exons: 1
Coding region: 1-2904 (967 amino acids)
Biological process (GO): cellular response to hypoxia; endoplasmic reticulum unfolded protein response; negative regulation of hypoxia-induced intrinsic apoptotic signaling pathway
Cellular component (GO): endoplasmic reticulum chaperone complex
Molecular function (GO): ATP-dependent protein folding chaperone; ATP binding
Source: RefSeq, a predicted model, not a curated record
AUGAAACUUCUGUCGAGACAAUGUUCCUUAUUGUCUAUAACAUUGAUGUUAGUCACCCUAGUGACGACCAUUUCAGCUGCAGUCAUCGGUAUUGAUUAUGGUCAACAAAACAUCAAAGCAAUGGUCAUCUCACCACAAGCUCCACUAGAAAUUGUCUUAACCCCAGAAGCCAAACGUAAAGAUAUAUCUGGGCUGGCAAUUAAGAAACUUCCUGAUGGUAUUGAAAGAAUUUAUGGAUCUGCAGUCGGAUCAUUGGCUACUAGAUUCCCUCAAAAUACGUUACUUAAUUUGAAACCAUUGUUAGGAAAGUCCAUUGCUAAUGAACCCACUGUUUUGAAUUACUUAAAAGAACAUCCUGGCGUCAAUAUCACUGCUACCAGCACUGGGAGAAAUAGUCUGUCCUUUGUGGUGGAUGGUGUUGAGUAUCCAUUAGAAGAAAUUGUCGCAAUGAACCUUGAAGAAAUUGUAGAUAGAGCAAAUGUCCUAUUGAAAGAAAAAGAUGCUAGAACAAAUGACAAUGUCGACAUGAUGGCCAUCACGGUCCCAGGGUAUUUUUACCAAGCUCAACGUAAUGCUUUGCUCGACGUUAGUAGUUUAGUUUCUGGUAUCUCUAAAACUUCUUUAAUAAAUGAUGGACUUUCCAUUGCCAUCAAUUUUGCCAUAAAGAAAAGAGAUUUUGAACUUGAUAAGGCUGAAUAUUACAUUGUUUACGAUAUGGGCAGUGGCUCCACAAAGGCUACUUUGGUAUCUAUCUUGAAAUCAUCUAAUGAAAGCGAACCAUUAAGAAUUGAGUUAGGUGGGUAUGGUUACAGAUCUCAUCUAGGUGGAUCCACUUUCACUUUAGAAGUGGCCACUUUGAUUGAAAAUAACUUCUUAGCUCAACAUCCAAAGAUUAGAACUGAAACAUUGCAUGCAAAUCCAAAGGCAAUUGCCAAAAUAAAUCAAGCUGCUGAAAAGGCAAAACUAAUACUAAGUGCAAAUACUGAAGCCUUCGUCUCCAUUGAAUCAUUGAUUGACGACAUCGAUUUCAAAACUACUGUCACUAGACAAGAAUUAGAAGACAUUUCGGAAGAUCAUUUAGCAGAAAUCAUUGAACCAAUUCAAGAGGCGUUAGAUAACCAACUAUGGGAUAACAAUGUUACCAUGAAAAAUUUAUCUGGUGUAAUCUUACAUGGUGGUUCUACACGUGUUCCUCUUGUUCAAAGACAGUUAAUCGACUUUGUAGGUGAGGAUAAUAUUCUUAGAAAUGUUAACGCAGAUGAAUCAGCAGUAAAUGGUGUUGUAUUAAGAGGUGUCCAACAAUUUGACGCUUUUAAAACUAGGCCGUUAGAUAUUAUUGAACGUUCCAUUUCGGAUUAUAGUAUAAAAGUUUCUUCAUCUUCCUCUCAGGCCACUAACAAGAUUUUCCCUAAAGGUUCUAUAUUUCCAGCUACUAUAACAAUGGAACUACAUUCAAUAAAUGACACCACUAUGGCUCCAUUCUCUAUUGAUCUAUAUGAGAAUGGGAAAAUAUUAAGCAAUGUAACAGUGGAUGUAUCAAAUGCUGAAGACUCCUUCUCAAACAAUAAAUGUAAACAUGGUGUUUCAUACAAUGGAACAUUUUCCUUGUCAUCAGAUCGUGUAUUUAAAUUGGAAAAAGUGGAAGCUAUCUGUCUUAAUUCAUUAAGUAAAACUGAUGAAGAAGAAACAGACGGUGGGAUAAUGAACAAGCUUUUCAAACAUAAACCUAAGAAUGAAACAGCUGCUGAAACGACAAAGAAGCCAAAAUACAAUAAGACAAUAAAGUUAAUAACCACGUCUACUGAUAUCAAUGUCAAACCUUUAUCUCCAUCAGAAAAAUAUAAUAUUAUUAGAAAUAUUAAAGAUCUAGGUGAAUUUGAUAGACAAAGGUUCCAACUACAAGAAUCUAAAAAUUUAUUGGAAAGUUCUUUGUAUAGUGCAAGAAACUUCCUUGAAGAAGAUGAUGUUAUCAAGAAUGGUCCAAAGGCUCAAGUCGAUAAACUUUCUCAAUUAGUCUCUGGCACUUUAGAAUGGCUGGAAGAAGAUUCCGAUCAUGCCACCAAGAAACAAAUCGAUAAGAAACUAGGUGAGAUUAAUUCUUUGAAAGACAGAGUCGAAUUAUAUAUAAAGACAUCCAAAGAACCGUUGGACUCAAAUCAAUUUUCAGAUAUCUUAGACAAAGCGGCUUUGGUCUAUAAAGAUGUUAGUGAUCAACAAAAGAUGCUUGAAUUGAAUCUAAAAGCAUUAGAAAAGAAAAUUUCUUCAUCCUUGUUAAAUGUCACAGAUGAAUUCUAUAAAAUAAGGUUACCGAUUUCUAUGAAUAGAACACUAGCUAAUAUAGAAACCUUAUUUUCCAAGUUUAAUAAAACGGUCGCAGCUAUUGAGGAUCUUGUCGAUUUGGAUUCAUUCGAAGAGAUGGGACGUGAGCAACUCUAUGAAUUGAAAUUAAAAUUUGAUAAUGUUCAUCCAAAGAUCCAGGAAAAGCUUGCUGCAUUACGUACUUCAUACGAGUACCGUUUCAAUGAAUUGAAUUCUUUACAUCAAAGAAAACUACGAGCUCAAAAGAGAAAAGAAGAAAAAGCAAAAAGACAACUGGAAAAGAAGUUAGCAAAUGCCACAGAAACAAUUCAAGGAGAAUCAAGUUCUACGCUGACAAGUACUGAGACGGCGAAGGUUACUAAAGAAUCGACUACCACAAUUUUGUCUACUGAUAUGACUUCGAAAACCACUACAGUCAAAUCCUCAUCUGAUUCUUCUUCUUCGUCGUCAUCACUAUCACCAUCACCUGCUUCUCCUAACCUCUCCUAUAAAACCAAGAGAAAACCUGGAAAAAAGGCUAACGGGAAAAAAAGUAGAUCCUCGAAGAGCUCUAGUAGUUCUACUAUCAUGCACGAUGAACUGUGA